Messenger RNA from Rattus norvegicus (Norway rat), 4318 nucleotides. The record is from RefSeq and is a predicted model, not a curated record. Lineage: Eukaryota; Metazoa; Chordata; Mammalia; Rodentia; Muridae.
CCUACACUAACGCCUCUGAUGAAACUGUGAUGUCCUCCAUCAGUACCCCGCAUGACACUUUUACAAAGCCGGCCAUGGUAGCACUACAUGUAAUCCAGCACUCGGGAGGUACAGUUAAGUAGAUCAGGAGUUCAAGGCCAGGUUCAUCUAUUUAGAGCUUAAGACCAGUUUAGGCUACUUACACUGUCUCAAAAAGAAAAAAAAAUAGUAGUAAAAGCUGGACAGAGUGGACACUUGCAACUCCAGCACUUGGGCGGAGGAGGUCAUCCACCACUGGGUAGCAAAUUUGAGGGCCAUCUGAACUAUUCCAGAUCCCUUCUCAAAACAAAACCAACCCGGAUUAGUCAGAUCAGCUUCUCCCAGCCCCAGGUUAGUAAAGGCUCGUAACUGGUCACAGUGCCGAGAGCAAGUGACUGCUGAGUGCCCAGCCCCGAAGGAACAUCUGUAUCAGUGCCUUCCCACCCAGGGCUCAGGGAACAUUGUAGAAGAGAGGGCAGAGAGGUUUUAAGAGCCAGGGUGCUGUGAAAGGCUGUCUCGUAGACAUGCAUGGUUCUUGCACCCAUGAACUCCCCACAGCCGUGGUUACCUGCGCAAGGUCAAGCUACUCUAGCACAGAGGGGCCACGGGUUUAUGAAGUCUCACCUCCUCUUGAGGAGCCAUCGCUAGCUGCUGGCUGCUGGGGAAGGAGCACCAGUUUCAUGUGUCUAUGACCACUGACAGGUUGCCUGUGCCCCAGUGGCUGUCCCACAUCCACACUUGUAUGAGCACCACUAAUUGGACAUAGUAGUGUGAUCAAAAUAAUUCUUUUAAAAGGACAUGAAGUAGUUUGGUGCUGUGUUUGGGGUACCAGUAAGAAUUAGAAGUUGAGAGUAGGGGUAGGUAGGCUUUAAAAAGUAUGCAUGUAUGACAUUCUGAAGGAAAUAUAAAAUGACUAGAGUAUAGUAAACCACAAUGCAGACCAGACAGUUCAGCGAGCUUCGAUGUGUGACUCGGUGCGGGAAGUGUUUGUACUGUGGUGCUGUCACCGCUGUCCGCCUCCAGAACUCUUCUGUCUUCUCAGACAGAAGCCUGGGGUGGCAGUGGCUCCUGCUGUGGCUGGCCUUCUAUCUGUGGAUGCCCUACCCCGUCCAUGCUCCAAACUGAGGCAAGGGGACCACGCAACUCUACUCCCAAGGCAGUUAAAACGUAAACAAAAGGCUCCAGACAUGACUUCAGACAGAAGCGAGGGUCCAGGACAGGUGAAGAGGCCAUGCUGAGUACAACAUGGAGACCAGCAGGCUGGAGAGAUUCAGAAGCUGCUGUGGGUCUGGGUGGAGAGGAGGCCCAGGAGCUCAGCUUCACUCCAGAUCCCAGUGGGACAGUUUGUCCCAGAGGAGACGCUGCCAUUAACCGGUGUUGCUUCUGUCCUUCUGGCUAACAUAUUCAGUCAACUUGGGCACAGGCUGAGAGGGGCCUCCUCAAGAUGGAGCUGCAUGGGCCAGCAGCGAGGCUGCCGUUCGUUUAGGAGGCUGUUGCAACUUGUCCCCUACUCGAGCCCCGAGGCCCUGCUGAGUGACGUGGCCCCUGUGUGAGCAGUGUGACUGAGUGGAUUUACUCUGCUGGUUCGCCUCCCCUCAGAAAGCAGCCAGAGAGCAUAAAAGGCAGAGUGGCCAGCAGUAAGGUGCCAGAUUGUGACUGGGAGCAAAGGGAGGACAGCAGGGAUGUUCUCUCUAUUCGGUGGGAUGGCUUUCCUGGCCGGCUCCUUCCUGCUCCUGAAGCUUGCCGCCUUGUGCUGGAGAAGGAGUCACCUCCCUCCCGGCCCGUUCCCUUUCCCCCUCCUUGGGAAUUUAUGGCAACUAAACUUUCGGCUACACCCAAAUAUGCUGUUCCAGGUAUGGAGGGGGCCUCAACCGUGAUUCCCUAAAGGGAUAGACAGAAGAACUCUAUCCUCCCAGCCUAGGAACCUUGGAAGUCGAAGCAACGGGGAGGUCCUGGUCUUGUCGCUUGCCAGCUUGGAAGCUUUGUGCCUCAGUUAGCACACCUGCCAAAUGCAGGGCAUACAGGGCUUGUGAAAGGGAGAUAAAGACCGGGCAGGAAGUGGGGUGGAAGGAUGGGGCUGUGGGGUGUUCAGGCGAUGCACGAGAAGCCCAUUCAAGAAAGUGUGGCUGUUUAUAUCACACACGACACUAGAACAUACCCAUGCCCAGGACGGAUGGGGUGUGAAUGCUCCUCCCUGAUUUCCUCUAAAUGCCCAUGGACUCUGUGACCCUGGGCUGGAUUCAAGGAGUUGGGAGGUACUCUGAAGAUGUGCGCCAAAAGUUGAGUACCGGAUGCAGGAAGGUAGGCAGUCACACCCAGAGGGCGAUCAUAGCAAAAGGGGCUAUGGGCUGCCUGGUGUCUCCACAGCUGGCUCAGACUCAUGGCAAUGUGUUUACUGUGUGGCUGGGCUCUACACCCAUUGUGGUGCUGAACGGCUUCCGGGCGGUGAAGGAAGCCCUGGUCUCCAACUCAGAACAGUUCUCGGGGAGGCCCCUCACCCCAUUCUUCCGAGACCUAUUUGGAGAAAAAGGUGUUAUCUGCAGCAAUGGGCUUACAUGGCGACAACAGAGACGCUUCUGUCUGACGACUCUUCGAGAGCUGGGCCUUGGCAAGCAAGCGUUAGAGUUGCAGCUGCAGCACGAGGCAGCAGAGCUGGCUGAGGUGUUUCACCAGGAACAGGGGAGAGCCUUUGAUCCUCAGGUUCCUAUCAUUCGAUCCACAACGAGAGUUAUUGGGGCCCUGGUGUUUGGUCAUCACUUCCUCUCCGAGGAGCCCAUCUUCCUGGAACUAAUUCGAGCCAUCAACCUUGGCCUCGCCUUUGCCAGCACUACUUGGCGCCGGCUGUACGACAUGUUUCCCUGGGCCCUCCGCUACCUCUCAGGACCCCACCAGAAGAUAUUUCAGUACCACGAGGCUGUGAGGGGCUUCAUCCACCAUGAAAUCAUCAGGCAUAAGCUCAGGACACCUGAGGCCCCCAAGGAUUUCAUCAGCUGCUACCUGUCACAAAUCACCAAGGCCAUGGAUGACCCUGUCUCCACAUUCAGUGAGGAGAACCUUAUCCAAGUGGUGAUUGACCUAUUUCUGGGAGGCACAGACACCACGGCCACCACUCUGCACUGGGCAAUCAUAUACCUGGUCCAUCACAGAGCCAUCCAAGAGAGAGUGCAGCAGGAACUGGAUGAGGUGCUGGGUACUGCACAGGCCGUCUGCUAUGAGGAUCGAGAGCGACUGCCCUACACCCGUGCUGUCCUCCACGAGGUACAGCGCCUUAGCAGCGUUGUGGCCGUGGGCGCUGUACGUCAGUGUGUGACUCCCACCUGGAUGCAUGGUUACUAUGUAUCUAAGGGAACCAUCAUCUUGCCCAAUCUGGCCUCGGUGCUGUGUGACCCCGAGUGCUGGGAGACCCCUCAUCAGUUCAACCCUGGCCACUUCCUAGACAAAGAUGGAGACUUUGUGACCAAUGAAGCCUUCCUGCCCUUCUCUGCAGGGCAUCGUGUGUGUCCUGGGGAACAGCUUGCCCGAAUGGAGCUCUUCCUGAUGUUUGCCACCCUCCUCAGGACCUUUCGGUUUCAAUUACCAGAAGGGAGCCAGGGCCUCAGGCUGGAAUAUGUCUUUGGUGGUACACUGCAGCCUCAGCCCCAGAAGAUUUGUGCCGUGCCUCGUCUGAGCAGCCUCAGCCCUAGGGAGCCCUAGGCCUGCCCUGCAGUCCCCCAACACACGAGGUUUCCACGUGUCAGCCCCUCAGUAUCAGCAGCCAGGAAGAAGUAGAUCUUCCUAGCCCAGCUGCCCACAGUUCUCACACUAGCUCUGAUGGUAAUCCCAGAAAAUGCAACCGUACCUGACUGGGUUCUGGCAGUUUCUUUCUUAGAGCAGGAUAAUUAUGCUUUGGCAGAGGAGGAUUUUGUAACAUUUGGUAAAGUCUGACUCGGUUCACAUGGUUCAUUUGGGGGGAAAUCAAAUGUCACAAUGUAGUAGCCAAGUAAGUUUAAAGGGAAAUGCUUUCCCAUAAUACUAUAAACAGUAGUGCAUGCAAAUGCUGGGGACUGAUAACUGGUGGGCAGCGGUGGGGGUGAAGGCGGGAGUACGUGCACACCAUUUUCUGUCUCCUCCCCGCCCUCCUCAGACCAGAGGGAAGAAGUCCCUAAAUCUGUUGUCCCCACACACAUUUCCAUCAAGGACCCUGGCUCUACUUUCCCUAUAACAGCUGCGAUGCUUUGAAAUAGUGUCUUCAAACAGAUCUUACUAAAAAGAGAAUUACUUGUAUUAAGUGGAAAUUAAAAUAAAAACGAGAGGCUGCCAC